Molecule: messenger RNA, 879 nt
Organism: Guillardia theta CCMP2712
Lineage: Eukaryota; Cryptophyceae; Pyrenomonadales; Geminigeraceae
Exons: 12
Coding region: 1-879 (292 amino acids)
Source: RefSeq, a predicted model, not a curated record
AUGGCGGAUAAUCCAAUGUACAAGACGGACGGGAUAUCAUCUACCGAGGUCUCGGAGAUGGACAAAGAGGUGAUGUCUUCGAUGGUGGAGGACGAGUCCAAGACCAUGAAAGAGCUCGUUGCCGCACUGUCAGACCCUGAGGACACGAUCGAGCAAGUGAGGGCGAAGGAGACUGCGCUAGAGGAGCUGGUGGACAGAUGCGACAAGAUCGACUAUGCUGUAGCCUUGCACUCGUUCGCCAACGGUUUGUUUCCUACGAUCGACCUCCUAGGGAGCUCGAAGCACGGGAGCAUCCGCAGCCUUGCGGCGGAGCUGGUGGCCCUCUGCGUGAAGGACAACCCGCCAUGUCAGGCCUGGGCGUUCGAGAGGGACGCUCUGAAGCUGCUGCUGGACCUGCACUCGGGGAGGGUUGGGGGGGAAGACGACGCUGUGGGGGAGACUGAGCGGGUGAAGGCUAUCUCUGCCAUCUCAGCGCUGAUUCAACACAAUGAUGAUGCAAUCAAGGCGUUUCUAUGGGCUGGAGGUCUCGACAACAUGAGACAGGAUCUCCACAUGCAAGUGGGCGCACGACUCAGGGGGAGAGCAUGCUUUGUGCUUCAAUGGUUGUUCGAGAGUUCGAAAGAAGCAUGCAAGCAGGCGGUCGACAAGAGAUUUGCUCCGCUUCUCUUUGCCAUUCUCCUCGAAUCGGAAGAAAUUGAGUAUGCGGGGCGAGCGCUGCGAAGUCUGGUGAAAUGCGACUCAACAAGUUGCGCCGAGCAGAUCAGGGUAGAGGAAGGAGAGUGGAGGGCCAGGUUGAACAGGAGGUUGGAAAGUCUUUCAUCCAGCGAGAGCGAGGACGAGAGGCAGAUCGUCGAGGAGCUGGUGCGAUUGUUGUCAUGA